AUGUCAGGAGGACUGGAAGUGUUGUCUAUGAAGGAGCAGGACAUGCUGAAGUUCCUCGCCGCAAGUGUUCAUCUGGGAUCUACCAAUGUGGACCACCAGAUGUUGCAAUAUGUGUUCAAGAGAAAACCAGAUGGUAUCUACAUUGUCAACUUAAAAAAGACUUGGGAAAAGCUUUUGUUGGCUGCCCGUGCUAUUGCAGCCAUUGAGAAUCCAGCAGACAUUUGUGUGAUCUCAGCUCGCCCCUAUGGACAAAGGGCAGUUCUAAAAUUUGCAUCGUCUACUGGCUCAACCCCCAUUGCUGGACGCUUCACGCCAGGAACAUUUACUAAUCAGAUCCAGGCUGCUUUCCGUGAACCCCGUCUCCUUGUCGUGACUGACCCUCGCAUUGACCAUCAGCCAGUAACGGAGGCUUCAUACGUGAACAUUCCAGUGGUUGCAUUCUGUAACACGGACUCACCGCUACAACAUGUGGACAUUGCCAUCCCCUGCAACAACAAGGGUGCUCAGUCUAUUGGUCUGAUGUGGUGGCUUCUUGCCCGUGAGGUUCUGCGACUGAGAGGCACCAUUUCACGUGACCAUGCCUGGGAAAUAAUGCCAGAUCUCUUCUUUUACCGUGACCCUGAAGAAGUGGAAAAAGAAGAGAAAGAAGCCCUAGAACGAGCUAAGGAGGAGAUUCCACCACCACAACCUGAUUGGCCUGGUGAUGCAGGCAUCGGGGGCGGACCUGAUGUUGGUGACUGGGCAGCAGAAGUCCCUGUCCCAGCAGUCAGCCUCCAGCCACAGACAUUCCCAGCUGCGGCUGAGGAGUGGGCCAUCCCACAGAUGGAUGACUGGUCUGCUGAGCCUGCCGCCACUACCGCUGUAGAGACUGGGGCUAACUGGUCAACUCCUGAUGAAAACUGGGGCUGA
Messenger RNA from Candidula unifasciata, 909 nucleotides. NCBI's taxonomy places the organism in Eukaryota, Metazoa, Mollusca, Gastropoda, Stylommatophora, Geomitridae. The record is from the annotation of a GenBank genome assembly.